AUGAUUGUUAUUUUAGAGGCGAACGAAAGUUUUGGUGCUCAAUGGACGGCUUAUGCAGCAAUCACUUGUCUAGUAUGGACUGUGAUCCUGUGUGUAUUUCUAUUCUUAGUAUUUAAGAAUAAUUUGAGAAUUUCAUUGAUCCUGAUAGGAAUUAUAAUUGCAUUAUUGUCUGCAGCUAUCUGUUUUAUGUAUUGCCAAGGGCCUGAUAUUAAGUAUAUGAGUCAGCUGAAGUAUUUUGAAUUGAUUGGCGGCUUUUGGAACACUACCGUAGCUAUAUUGGCUCUAGUUUUUGCCAGCUCAUUGAAAUAA
Messenger RNA from Trichobilharzia szidati, 309 nucleotides. Lineage: Eukaryota; Metazoa; Platyhelminthes; Trematoda; Strigeidida; Schistosomatidae. The record is from the annotation of a GenBank genome assembly.